Verruconis gallopava is the source of this 3520-nucleotide messenger RNA. RefSeq lists its product as hypothetical. NCBI's taxonomy places the organism in Eukaryota, Fungi, Ascomycota, Dothideomycetes, Venturiales, Sympoventuriaceae. The record is from RefSeq and is a predicted model, not a curated record. Gene Ontology annotation, molecular function: ATP binding; 6-phosphofructo-2-kinase activity. Bases 1163 to 3016 code for a protein of 617 amino acids. Gene Ontology annotation, cellular component: cytosol. Gene Ontology annotation, biological process: fructose metabolic process; fructose 2,6-bisphosphate metabolic process. The transcript has a single exon.
CCUCCUCCUCCUCCUCCUUUCCCUCUCUCCCUGCCUCCCUCCCUCUCUCGUGUGCGUGCGAGAGUGUGUGUCUCUGGAUCUGUGUCUUCUCUCUUGAUCACACGGCGCGCGCCUCGCCUUGAUCCAUACUCAUCUCGUCUUGGGCCGAUCAUCGCGUUGGCCACCGGGAAGAAAAAGGUACCACUAUUCCGUCGUCACUCCUCCACAAUUUCCUCAACAAGUGCUCGGCGACACGUCUCACUGCCGUCGCUCCGUCCGCCACGAUUGCUGACUGCCAAUCCCUCUCUCCCCAGCGUUGCUUGGCUGCUGCUCACCGUUACUAUCUUUGCUCGCGCUUUCUGCCCCUCGCAGACUAGGCCACCGCACCCAGGCUGACUGGCUUCGCUCAGCGCCGCAGCAGCAGGAGAGAGGACACGAGGCUUAGCCCGUAAGCGCGUCGCAGGCUCACGCAACGCUGCGCUUCGUCUACUCUCUCGCCUGCAGACCGGCGGUCCAGGCUGGUUGGCACAGCGAUCAAGCAAUCCGCCGCAGUCGGUGCGGUCGACGGACGCGGGUGGGCCUUUUCUGCGCACAGAAACGGCAAAGGGCCAUCGCCCAGCACCAGCCCACGCGCCCCAGCUGCGACCCUUGCUCUGCGCGCCGAACUACCGCUUUUCGGACCAGAAAAUUACUCUGAGUCGACGACCAUGCCUCACAAUGUCUCUGACAACAUCCUCGACCACACCCGCGCCCCCCAUCGUCCCCUUCCUUCUCCCACCAGUCUGACUUCCAUCACGGCUGCCACCGCGACACCUGCGCCGCAUCCGCGCAAGCAGAGCCAGCUCUCCGUCUACGCCAAGUCGGUACUUAUGAGCAACAUUGCCCACCGCGACCCUGACCCGUCGACUGCCAUCGGCUCCGAUACUGCAAGCCCGGCACCGGAAGUCCGGCCGCCCGCAGCUCCCAUCAACGGACUCGACGAUCCGGAUGGCCGCCAGGAUGCCCAGCAGCUGCACCACCAGCACUUGAAGCCCCGCCCCAGGUUUGCGCCUGAGUCGCUGAGAGCGUCAAAGGAUGGCGUGGGUCCGGCCUUGAGCGACACGCCCGAGCCGUCUCUUCCUACCACGCCUAGAAUGUGAGUGUCCGAGUCGUUGCCCGCUUGUGCACACAGCUGCCGCCGUCAAUGGCGGCGAAAAUCAUGCUGACUUGCGAUGCGCUUCGCAGACCUGCGAUGAGAUCGAGCUCGGCCGCCUCCACACCCAGAAUUCGACCCACAACUCUUGACAUACCGGGCCUCACAAAGUCCAAGGUCUCGCCAGAUGGCAGGAUAGCCCAGCGCGAUGUAGGCUCCAAGCUCGUCAUCGUCAUGGUGGGUCUGCCCGCCCGUGGCAAGAGCUACAUCACCAAGAAGAUGGCUCGUUACUUGAACUGGCUGCAGCACGACACCAUGAUCUUCAACGUCGGCGAGAAGAGGCGGAAGUUCGCAAGCCACGCCGAGCCCAGCGCGGCUGCGGGUGGUCCGGAUCAUGCCACGCGCGAGAUGAGCCCUCCGCAUGUAGCCGCCCACAUCCUUAUUAAUGGCCAGGUGCCAACUCCGCCCAUACCUACCUUGAGCUUGACUGGCGCUGUUGAGGCCGUCCAGGCCAACGGAACGGGUUCUCCGGGUGUAGCGGAGGUGCAGCCCAAAGUUGACAAGCCAGCUCCAGGCAGUUCCGGCACUCUGGAUAACCCCGGAACGGCCGUACACCACGAUCCGAUGAGCGAGCACACCGCCGACUUCUUUGACCCCGCUAAUCGAGAGGCCGCCUUGAUACGUGAGCAGUGCGCGUCCGAGACGUUGGACGAGCUCCUCGACUACAUUCUAUACGGCAAUGGCUCCGUCGGCAUCCUCGACGCUACAAACAGUACCAUCUCGAGAAGAAAGAUGGUUAUGGAGCGCAUACGCCAGAAGGCCGGCAAGGAGCUGAACGUUCUGUUCCUGGAAAGCGUGUGCGAGGAUCAGACUCUGCUCGAGGCUAACAUGCGCCUGAAACUGUCCGGUCCGGACUACAAGGACAAGGAUCCUGUUGCGUCGCUUGCCGACUUCAAGAAACGUGUCGAGCAGUACGAGAAGAAGUACGUUCCGCUUGGCGACUACGAAGAGCGUAACAACAUGCCGUACAUCAAGAUGAUCGACGUGGGCCGCAAGGUCAUCACUCACCAGAUCCGCGGCUUCCUCUCCUCUCAGGCUGCCUAUUAUCUUCUCAACUUCAACCUCGCACCCCGUCAGAUCUGGAUCACGCGGCAUGGCGAGUCCGAGGAUAAUCGGGCAGGCAAGAUUGGCGGCGACUCAGGCCUUACCGAGAACGGGCGCAAGUACGCCGCCGCGCUUGCUCGCUUCGUCGACCACGAGCGCAAGGCGUGGGAAGUAAGACAGCAGGACAAGGCCGCCAACACGCAUUUCCCGCCGCAUCCGGGUGAUCACACGCCGCCUAACCCGCACUUCAGCCCCCUAGGUGACGAACAGGAGGAACAGACUCGCAAUUUCUGCGUAUGGACGUCCAUGCUGAAGCGCAGCAUUCAGUCGGCCGAGUUUUUCGACGAGGAGGAUUAUGAAAUCAAGCAGAUGCGUAUGUUGGACGAGCUCAACGCCGGUCUCAUGGAGGGCAUGACGUACGAGGAGAUCCGCACCCACUACGCCGACGAGUAUAAGCUGCGCGAGCACGACAAGCUGCAGUACCGCUACCCUGGACCCGGUGGCGAGGGUUAUCUCGACGUCAUCAAUCGCCUGCGACCCGUAAUCGUUGAGCUCGAGCGUAUGACGGAUCACUGUCUGCUCAUCACUCACCGCUCUGUUGCGCGCGUACUGCUCGCCUACUUCAUGGGCCUGAGCAGGGACAAUGUCGCUGACCUGGACUGUCCAUUGGGCAUGUUGUACAGUCUCGAGCCGAAGCCAUACGGAGUCGAGUUCAAGGCAUACAGGUACAACCCUGAAAAGGACUGGUUCGACUACCUUCCUGAUUUCAAGCUCAAAAAGGCGACCCAUCCACACGUCUAACAAGUUUGUUCGCGGGCGACAGGCCGUCGCCUAGCGAGAGCGUGCGCGUUCGUUCCAAGACCAGUCGUAGGGUGCUGCAAACUCUUCCCCUCUUCGGGCAGGAUGCAAGCGUUCUCUUGCCUUUCGCCCUCCUCAGUACAUACUUCAUUUUCUUUUUCUUUUUUAUUCUUACGAUCCAUGGAAGACGCUCUAAGCUUGUAUAUAUUUUCACAUCCUUUUCGUGUGAUGUUCCUACGCUGAUAUUUUAACGCUGAAAGCGAUGCAUUGGGUUGGCGUUUGCUUGAUUUGAGGAGGUUAUGAAGGGGUGUAGGAUCUCUGCUGCUCUCAUCAGCUCUCUUGACGGUCGCGAGUUUUUACGCGCUUUGAUACGUGGUAAGAUCCGUGGGGUGGGGGAAAUGGGCCAGGCUGGGUGACGGCGUUUUCUUUAUGUCAGUCGAUUACUGAUUGUCAUGCUUGAUAUAAGUUAGCAAGCGGAUAUUUUGCAACACGGAGGACAUACUUUAC